This is a messenger RNA of Phyllostomus discolor (pale spear-nosed bat), 3494 nucleotides long. Its product is annotated as guanylate-binding protein 6-like. Lineage: Eukaryota; Metazoa; Chordata; Mammalia; Chiroptera; Phyllostomidae. The transcript has 11 exons. Gene Ontology annotation, biological process: defense response to Gram-positive bacterium; defense response to protozoan. The record is from RefSeq and is a predicted model, not a curated record. Gene Ontology annotation, molecular function: GTP binding; GTPase activity. Bases 306 to 2183 code for a protein of 625 amino acids.
CAGAGGCAGGCUGUGGAGGAAAGAGGUCCUCGUUUCUCCCCCACACUGGAAACUCCAGCCUCCGCUAACAAAAAGGAAAACCCUUAACGUUUAACACCACUGGAUGCGCGUGUCCUUUCGAUUUCGGUUUUCCUCAGCCUCACUCAUAACGUCUUGGCUCUAACAUCCGCUUGAUUUUCAGCUGCUAAAAAGAACAGCCGGUACCAGAGGACCCAGGAGCCGGAGAAGCACGCGAGGGCAGAGCGAGGACAGCUGAGAGAACUUGUCUUCUUCCUGCAGCUCCCACGCCACGUUGGCAGGUUGCCAUGGCAUCUGGACCCAACAUGAGAGCCCCUAUUUGUCUGGUAGAAAACAUCAAUGAGCAGCUAUCAGUGAAUCAGGAAGCUCUACAGAUUCUUGAGCAGAUUUCUCAGCCAGUGGUGGUCGUGGCCAUUGUGGGACUGUAUCGCACAGGCAAAUCCUACUUGAUGAACUGUCUUGCAGGACAGAACCAUGGUUUCCCUCUAGGCUCCACCGUGCAGUCGGAAACCAAGGGCAUCUGGAUGUGGUGUGUGCCCCACCCCUCCAAGCCUAACCACACUCUGGUCCUUCUGGAUACCGAGGGCCUGGGUGAUGUAGAAAAGGGUGACCCUAAGAAUGACUCGUGGAUCUUUGCCCUGGCUGUGCUUUUGAGCAGUAUGUUGAUCUAUAACAGUAUGGGCACCAUCACCAACCAGGCCCUAGAGCAGCUGCAUUAUGUGACAGAGCUGACAGAACUCAUCAGGGCAAAGUCCUCCCCUACACCGGAUGGAGGAGAUGAUUCCAUGGAGUUUGUGAGUUUCUUUCCAGACUUUGUUUGGACCGUACGGGAUUUCACCCUGGAGCUGAAGUUAAAGGGUCAUCCCAUAACAGAAGAUGAGUACCUGGAGAAUGCCUUGAAGCUGAUUCCAGGAGGAAAUCCCAAAGUCCAAAUAGCCAAUCUUCCCAGAGAGUGCAUCCGGCAUUUCUUCCUAAAACGGAAGUGUUUUGUCUUUGAUCAGCCAACAAAGGACAAAGACCUUCUAGCCAAUAUUGAGAAUGUUCCAGAAAGUGAACUAGAUCCUAAAUUCCAGGAACAAACAAAGAAUUUCUGCUCUUACAUCUAUACCCAGUCAAGAACCAAAACCCUCAGAGAGGGAAUCAUGGUCACUGGGAAACGGCUGCAGACUCUGGUGGUAACUUAUGUGGACACCAUCAACAGUGGAGUGGUGCCUUGUUUGGAGAAUGCAGUGACAAUUCUGGCCCAGAUUGAGAACUCAGCGGCCAUGCAGAAGGCAGCUGACCACUACAGCGAGCAGAUGGUGCAGCAAGUGAGGUUCCCCACAGACACGCUCCAGGAGCUGCUGGAUCUGCACACAGCCUGUGAGAGGGAAGCCAUUGCAAUCUUCAUGGAGAAGUCCUUCAAGGAUGAAAAGCAGGAGUUCCAGAAGAAGCUUGUGAAAAUCAUAAAGGAUAAGAAGGACAACUUCAUGCUGCAGAAUGAAGAGGAAUCUGUUAAGUACUGCCAGGCUAAACUUGAUCAACUUUCAGCAGCCCUCAUGGAAAGUAUUUCAGCAGGAACUUUCUCUGUUCCUGGGGGUCACAAGCUCUACUUGGAAACAAAGGAAAGGAUUAAAGGGGACUAUUGCAAUGUGCCCAGGAAAGGAGUGAAGGCAAACGAGGUCCUCCAGAGCUUCCUGCAGUCACAAAUGACCAUAGAGAAAUCCAUUCUGCAGGCAGACGAAGCACUCACAGAUGGGGAGAAGGCCAUGGCAGAGGAGCGGGCCAGGAAGGAGGCUGCUGAGAAGGAGCAGGAGCUGAUGAAACAGAAACUGCAGGAGCAGGAGCAACACAGGGAGGCUGAGAGGAGGAGUCUCGAGGAAAACAUAUCCCAACUGAAGGAGAAGAUGGAGCAAGACAGAGAGAACAUAAUUAGAGAGCAGACUAUGAUGUUGGAGCAUAAACUGAAGGUACAAGAAGAUCUGCUUACUGAACAAUUUAGGAAGAAAUCUGAAGCUAUGAAUGCAGAGAUAAAUCAGUUGAGAAAUACGAUUGAAACUGGAAAUGACAGUCAUUUAAUUUCAGAAACCUUGAGUAUGAUUAUCAUGGAACUCAUUCCAAUAUUGUUUGCUAAACCUAUUGGUAAUAUUGUGACAAGAAUGAGCUCACUAUUUAAAAAGAUCUAGUUCUUCAUUUAAUGAAAUUAUAAAAUGUAGGUAUAUGCUCUGGCUUAUUUUUUUGUAUAUACACCUCUGAACUGAAAGGCAGAGACAGAUUAAAAUGACUUGGCUAAAGUUAUAGCCAGCAAGUGACAGGGGGGAGGAGCAGCAUUAACUAGAGACAACAUUUUACCCUGGGGAGGCAAAUAUAAAAAGCACCAGAGACAGUAGGUUUGUAGAACUAAAGAUGGUUCUCACUGGCUGGAACCUACAGAGCCGGCAGGAAGGAGCACUGAUUGUUUUUUCAUUCAUACAAAUUUUAAACAUAAAAAGUGCCUGUUAGAGAAUAUUAAUGCCUAGCCCACUUUAGGUGGACUAAGUGCAUGUGCAUUUUGAUAUAGCAUGUUUACUUUUGAGAAAUAUACAUGUGCAAAAUUAUAUGGGAAUAUAUAUAAAAUCUAUUGAGGCAUUGCUUUUAAUGGCCAGAUUUUUAAAACUACUUAAAUAUCCAUCUAUAAAAAUUAGUAGUAUAAAUUUAUCAUGCCUGGCUGGUAUAGCUCAGUGGAUUGAGUGUGGGCUGUGAGCAAAGGGUCACUGGUUCGAUUCCCAGUCAGCACAUGUGUCUGUGUUGCGGACCAGGUCCCCAGUAGGGGGUGGUGCGUGAGAGGCAACCACACACUGAUGUUCCUCUCCCUCUCCUCCUUCCCUUCCCCUCUGUCUAAAAUUAAAAUAAAUAAAAUCUUUAAUAAAUUUAUCAUGUACAUAUACUGGAAUAUUAUGUAGCCAGUAAAUAAGUUGAAAGUGUUACUCUAUUUGUACCAAUAUAGAACAAUCUUCAAAAUAUAUCACACAGAGAAAAAAAUGAAGUACAAACCAGCCUGUGUAAUGUGUUUACUAUAAAUAAGUGUAACUAUUGUGUGCAAACAUUCAUAAGUACACAUGAAUAUUUCUGCAAUGAUUCAUUAGAACUGAGUAACAUUGGUUUCUCUGGAGAGGAUUGAUGUGAUCAGGGGUGGAAAACAUACAUGCUUUUCAUGAUAAGCUGUAGAUUUUGAAUUUUAUAAAGAAAGCUUGUAUUAACAUUUUAAAUAAAGUUCAAAAUAAAGAAAGAAAAAUUAAAAUGGAAUACUAAUAUAGAUACUAAGAAGAGAAUGUGAAGUUGGCUAUCAGAUAAUGAAAGUGUUCAUUGCUUCUAGAAAUGACAUUAGUCUGCUCAAAGGUCAGAAUACUACAAAACAUAAAAUUUGAAUCCUCGUCUUGUUUUCGUUUUAGCCUUGGGUCUUGAUCCUUUAUAUUUGUUUCAAAACUAAGAUAUAAACUUUCAUGUUGCCCUUUGAA